AUGACGUUCAACCUUGAGAGUGCGCGCAUCACUGCAUUGCCCGAUGAAGCUUUCUAUAUUUCCGACUUCAUUACGGAGGACGAAGAAGACUGGCUGCUUAGCAAGGUGAAAGCAGCGCCCCUUCCACGCUGGACCCAGCUCUCCCACCGCAGACUCCAGACAUGGCCAUCAGCGCUAACAAAAAGCAAUGCCCUUCUGGCGUCACCACUGCCAGCUUGGCUCAGAGCUCCCAUCAUUGAGCCUCGCUUCCAAGAACUGGGCAUAUUCAACGAGUCACCCCACAAAACACCAAAUCAUGUCCUCGUAAACGAGUACCGCCCUGGACAGGGGAUUAUGCCACACGAAGAUGGUGCAGCCUACCAUCCUAUCGUCGCCACAGUGAGCCUGGGCGCACCAAUCGUAUUGGAAUUUUACGACAAGCACAUUGGUCAAGACAAAGAAACAAACGAGCUCGCGACCAAUCGACCAAAAUACAGCAUCUUGCAAGAGAGGCGAAGCUUGCUUGUUACCAAAAACCAGAUGUACACUGAUCUGCUGCAUGGCAUUGCAGAAACGGCAAGAGACGAAAAUCUCGGCCCAGAGUUGAUCUGCAAUUGGGACCUCCUACGGGACAAGGAAGCCUACAGUUGUGGAUGGUGUGAGCGUGAGACAAGGACGAGUCUCACAUAUCGAGAUGUGCGUCAUGUUGCAAAGAUAGGUAAUACUAUGAAGUUUUUGAGGUGA
Penicillium olsonii is the source of this 723-nucleotide messenger RNA. NCBI's taxonomy places the organism in Eukaryota, Fungi, Ascomycota, Eurotiomycetes, Eurotiales, Aspergillaceae. The record is from the annotation of a GenBank genome assembly.